Messenger RNA from Oncorhynchus gorbuscha (pink salmon), 2642 nucleotides. Its product is annotated as forkhead box protein P1-B-like. Gene Ontology annotation, biological process: regulation of transcription by RNA polymerase II. The record is from RefSeq and is a predicted model, not a curated record. The coding region runs from base 162 to 1889 and encodes 575 amino acids. Gene Ontology annotation, cellular component: nucleus. Gene Ontology annotation, molecular function: RNA polymerase II cis-regulatory region sequence-specific DNA binding; DNA-binding transcription repressor activity, RNA polymerase II-specific. NCBI's taxonomy places the organism in Eukaryota, Metazoa, Chordata, Actinopteri, Salmoniformes, Salmonidae. The transcript is spliced from 16 exons.
UGUCUAGUGACAGUGUCCACUCCUGCUGGAACUGUUGAUCCGAGUUGGGUAAACGUUAGCUUGUGGUUGAGGGAGUCUGUCAAUCGCUUCUUAUCUUGUUCAACGAGUCGUGCCAAAUAGUAGCACAUGCUACAAAUUGAUGCCCUGGUCAGUGAGUCCAGAUGCAUGAGUCUGGGUCAGAGCAGACAACCUGCACCAGUCCAGCCAAUCAGACAGAGAAUGGGGACAGUGCUGAAAGGGAUGAUUGGCUGAGCACUCAGACUCCAACUCCAGAGGGUUCCGGGGCUGACAGCCAGCAGCAAAACCAGGUUCCAGUCUCGGUGUCUAUGAUGACACCUCCGGUGGAGACUCUUCAGCAGACACUGCAGCAGGUCCUCAACCCACAGCAGAUCCAGGCCCUGCUCCAGCAGCAGAAAGCACUCAUGUUACACCAGCAACACAUACAGGAUCUCUGCCAGAAACAGCAGGACCAGUUCAACGCCCAGCUCCUACAGCAGAAGCAUGCUGAGAAGUCAGAGCAAGAGCAGCUAACAGCCCAGCACAUGGUCAUCCAGCAGCAGUUCUUGCAAGUCCAACAGCAGCACCUCCUCAGCCUCCAGAGACAGGGUCUCCUGUCUGUCCUGCCCUCCAUGAGCCCCUCUACAGCUCAGGGUUUAGUGAAAGGGUGUGAGUAUAGUACAAGCCUGCCCUCUGGUGGUGAGUAUCCAGCCACUUUUCAAAAGAGCCUGCUCCACAGCCAGCAGUCCACCACUAAUGGGAAUCAUAAAUCACAGCCACUAAAGAAGAAAGACAGUGGUCCUGUGGAUGAUCACUCACAAAACACUCACCCUCUCUAUGGACACGGCAUGUGCAAAUGGUCUGGCUGUGAGGCAGUCUUUGGAGACUUUCAGGCUUUUCUCGAACAUCUGAACGGUGAACAUACACUGGAUGACAAGAGUACAGCACAGUGUCGAGUGCAGAUGCAGGUUGUUCAGCAGCUAGAACUGCAGUUGAAAAAAGACAGAGAGCGUCUGCAAGCCAUGAUGUCUCACCUCAAAUCAUCUGAGCAAAUGUCAAAACCAGCAACGCCAACAGUGGAUCUUAUGCCCAACGUUGCCUUCUCCCAGGUGACAUUUCCCAAGGUGCUUCCUCCCAUGAGCUUGUCUCAAAGUGCCACUGCUCCUUCCACACCCCUGACACCUCCCCCGACCUCCUCUAUCAUCACUCCCAACACCCUGCUCACUGUGAGCCCUGGGAGGAGACGGUACUCAGACAAGUACAGCAAGAACAUGAAUCAAGAUAUUGUUCAGAAUAAAGAGUUCUACAUCAGUACGGAAGUUAGACCACCAUUUACAUAUGCAGCCCUAAUAAGACAGGCAAUAUUUGAAUCACCCUAUAAGCAGCUGACACUAAAUGAAAUCUACAAUUGGUUCACACAAACGUUUGCAUAUUUCAGACGCAAUGCAGCAACAUGGAAGAAUGCAGUGAGACACAACCUCAGCCUCCACAAGUGUUUUGUGCGAGUGGAGAACGUAAAAGGAGCUGUGUGGACAGUUGAUGAGAUGGAGUUCCAGAGGAGAAGGCCCCAGAAGCCUGCUGGUGAAGGGUCUUUCAGAAGAGAGAACACUGGCCAUGGUCACAGCUCAGCUUCCCUUACUCCUAAGCAGGAAGAGAUGAAUGCAACUCUCUGGUAUGGGAAUGGAUCCUACAGUGACAGCAGUGAAGAGCAGUACCCUAUGCACCCCCUCGUAAAAGAAGAGCUAAUGGACGAGGAGGCAUAUGAGAAUGUGCCCCAUGACUGUUCUGAGACUGAGAGCUCUGAUGAGCACAGCUCAGAUGUGGACCAAGACGAAGAUGGCGGUAGCCCAGAAAGACCCAACCUGCAGCUGGCUCAUGUGCCUUCACAAUGAAAGAGAGAAUGCAUUCCAAACUGUCAAUCUCCACUGCACUCCCACAUUGGAAAACUAUGAAAUGUACCAAAUGACUUGGUAGAACUAUUUCAUAUCAAGUGACUAUUUAUUGAGGAUGUUUUAUGCUCUGUUGUACUGGCAUCAUUUGUACUGGGUGUUAUCCACCCAAGCUCACACUGAAGACAACAGAACCUAUUAUUGUAACACCGCUUGUCCUCAAAUCAUGUAUUCGUAUUGGCUUAUUUUGAGGCAGUACAACCAAUGAUGAAGCCCUAUGAGGAGCUGGUUCAGUGAUGCAGAGUUAUGUUCUUUCUUCAAUGUCUAUUGUUUCACUCUUUCAUGAAUGUGUAUAUUUAAUAACCAGAGCAUUGGCAAUAUUUAUGGAGGGUACUUCAUGAAGAUGAAUGUUUGUUUUCUCACACAAACGUGUUUAUUUUUUACCUAUGUGAGUACCAGACAACCUGCAGAUAGUAAUCCUGUGUUCCGUUUGUGACAAGACAUCGUUGAUAAUUGGUUACUUUUACACUGCCAAAAAUAUGAUUUCCACCACCGUUCAAAAGUUUGGGGUCACUUAAAAAUGUCCUUGUUUUUGAAGGAAACACACUUUUUUUGGUCCUUUUGAAAUACCAUCAAAUUGAUCAGAAAUACAGUGUAGACCUUGUUAAUGUUGUAAAUGACUGUUGUGGCUGGAAACAGCAGAUUCUUUAUGGAAAAUCUACAUAGACGUACAGAGGCCCACUAUCAGAAACCAUC